Bactrocera latifrons is the source of this 5491-nucleotide messenger RNA. RefSeq names its product GRAM domain-containing protein 1B (gene GramD1B). Lineage: Eukaryota; Metazoa; Arthropoda; Insecta; Diptera; Tephritidae. Gene Ontology annotation, molecular function: sterol transfer activity; sterol binding. The transcript has 10 exons. The record is from RefSeq and is a predicted model, not a curated record. Gene Ontology annotation, cellular component: endoplasmic reticulum membrane; plasma membrane; endoplasmic reticulum-plasma membrane contact site. Gene Ontology annotation, biological process: intracellular sterol transport. The coding region runs from base 422 to 3610 and encodes 1062 amino acids.
AAACAAAAAAACAGCGCAGAAAUGAAAAAGUGAAAGAAAUCUUUUCAACAAAAGGAUUUCGUGGGGCGGAGUUUGUAAUUCUUAACGAUGAAACGAUACGGUUUCCGUGCAUCUUAAGAAUAUUUUUAAUAUCAUGUGUAAUAGCUAAUAAAAUAAGAAUUAGUGUUUUUAAAACCGCUGACCAUCUCUAGAUAUACAGAAAACUGCAGUUCGACCUUUGAGAAAGAAGCAUUCGCGGCUGAAAAUCAGAAAGGGAGAAACAAAAAAUCAACUCGCUGGUGACGUGCAAAACUAGUGAAAAUGUUCCUUAAAAUAUUGUAAGAAAUAAAGCACCUUUAAUAUAGACUUAAUGCCCGAGAAUUCAUAAUAGAAGGUGAAGCGCUGAAACGCGUGAUAUUAAUUGGAUGAAGCUUGGAUUGUCAUGAAUUGUACCAGUACAAAAAGACUACAAUCCACAACAACUACACCAAUUAAUAGUUCGGAACCAGGGCCCUUCAUUUCAGCAUCACCAUCACCACUUUUAGAGACUCCCUUUAUAGAUCAUAGAAGUAACGUUGGAAUCUCAGACUCAUCUAUACUUACUAGUACUGUUGAAUAUACUGACUUAAAGAAGAGAAGGCCAACACCUCCCCCAAGGUUAGGAAGGGCCCGAAAAACUACUUCAGCUGCGGCGCCGGCUCAUCAAACGCUGAUGAUAAAAAAUAUUGAGAGCAUAUCAACUCAUGCGAACGCUGAGGAAAAAGAUGAAGAAAAGGAAGAAAAAGAUAUUUGUUGUGGUGCCAACAGGAAAUCUUCCAUCGCCGAAGAGAUUGGUGCAGCACAGGUCAAUAAACUAAAGCCUAUUAAAGAGGGGGCUGAAGAUAUCAAGUCAAUAAACACUAAUAAUACUAAAACUGAUAUCGGCGCAUCCACUAUAGUUUCUAGCGAGGUCCAGGAAUUCGGAGGCGGCGAUUCGAAAUUGGCGAAUAAUACGUUCUCUUCUACCACACUUAAAGUAGAGACAKGUGUUCUCGUCCCUAACUCUCUUACGACCGAAUCAAAUUUUGUCCCUACUGCAGCUAAYAAACAAAUACAGAGCACCGUUAAAUUCUCAACACUGACGGAAACACUUGAAUGUGGACUCAGCGACGCUGACAAAGCCGAAAAGGAAAGUCAAGACCUAUCCAGUGGGGCCACAUCGGACGGUUUAUUGAAUAAGGCGUCUAAUAGCGGAGAAAGUUCACUAAGUCGAGAAAAUUCAAUUAUUUUAGUAAAAAACAGAUUACCGAAAACACCGUCGUUUUCAAAAUUAUCGAGYAGCUUGCAGAGUUCGCUGGGAGCACUUAGCGGCAGCCGCCCUGAUGAGGACACUAUCAGCAAGUCGAGCGAUACUUCUGGUGAGCUAGUGCGUGGUAUAUGUGACGAUUCGACUGCUCUUGAUAAACCAAAAAGYGGCUCGCGGCUUUCGGAGCGAGCUAAAAAGAAGUCUUGGUACAACGUCCUUUAUCCGAAUUACAAAUCUCGGGCAGAAGAUUUCAAAAAGCUUUUCAAAGAAGUACCGUGCGAAGAGCGUCUUAUUGUCGAUUACUCGUGUGCACUACAGCGCGACAUUUUAGUGCAGGGGCGCUUGUAUGUCUCACAGAAUUAUGUUUGUUUUCAUGCUAAUAUAUUCCGAUGGGAAACCUACUUAACCAUACGUUGGAAGGAUGUCACGUCAAUAACAAAGGAAAAAACUGCUCUUGUCAUACCAAAUGCCAUUUCGAUUUGUACUGCUAAGGAAAAGUACUUUUUUGCCACAUUCACAACACGUGACAAGGCGUUUUUGAUGCUCUUUCGAGUAUGGCAAAAUACAUUGAUGAACAAGCAAAUGCUACCGCAAGAAAUAUGGCAAUGGGUGCAUAAUUGUUACGGCGAUGAACUUGGUUUGACCACAGACGACGAAGAAGAUUACAUUGAUCCAACCACAGUACCCCCAGAGAACGAAGGUGAUAUUGAUUAUGCAUCAGCACUAGAAGACGCAACCUCUAUUGUUAGCUCAACCCUCACAAGUGAAUACAACACAGCACAUUCAACACAAAACGUCAACAUAAGCGGUGACAAUAGCUCCAGCACAAGCAGUGGCGGCGGUGGUGGCGGUACCAAAUCAAAAGCUAAGACAUACUUUUUCAGUUCGAAUAAAUCGAUUGCGAACACUUCGACCACWACGUCGGCUAGCGGUUCGGAUAACAAAACAAGUGACAAUAACRUACGCGAGCGCGAACGCGAAAGCGAUUCCAAAAACACAAUGAACGCCAAGGAAUUAACAUUGACUUCGGUGAAGCYGGAAGAUGAGGCUGCCAAGUGUAAGCCGGGCAGUUAUAAUGCGAAUGAAAGUAGCAGCGGCACCAGUAAGGAGACAAAAAGCUCAACGCUUAAACCACAACCGCAUGAAAAGCGCAAAGUUUCAAAAAGUACGCGUGUCCGUGAUGAGGCGGCAAGCAAUAAUCAAACCAAUUUGCCUACAGACGUYUCUGGUUCCAGUGACUCUGAAGAGAAUAAAGCUCCUUUUGUUGCAACGGCGGAAUGCACAUCAGCACAUGAAGGCCGUCAAUUAGUUCACACAAUACUUCCCAUUAAUGUAGAUACGCUGUUCAACUUACUCUUCUCAAAAUCCAAAUUCCUGAUGGAUUUCCAUGCGAUGCGCAAAACCGAGAAUAUGUUUUUCGGCGAGUGGGUAACUGAUGAGGAGGGCAAGAAGACGCGCGCCUUCAGUUUAACAGUGCAGUUAUUAGCUUCCGUUGGACCAAAAACAGCCAGGGUGACCGAGACUCAGGAAAUACGCGAGUGUAGCAAACCUGGCGAACUAUAUUCCAUAGAUGUAACUAGUGUUAACGCUGGCAUUCCAUAUGCUGAUAGUUUUAGUGUUUUAAUGCAUUACUGCUUAAUAAGAACCGUUGAUGACCAUACAAUGUUGUCUGUUCAUGCGCAAAUUAAAUACAAAAAAUCAAUUUGGGGCGUCGUAAAGGGCUUUAUAGAGAAGAACACAUGGGCCGGUUUGGAGGAGUAUUUUAACGCCCUGCAGCAAGCGGUGCAAAGUGAAACCUGCAUACCACCCGCCAAGGCAAAAGGACGGCGCCCACGCCGCGGUACGGCGGCUCAAGUUCGUCCCACGGAGGACGUGCCCGAAGCUCAGACCAAAAGCGAAGCAGUUGAAGUGGCUGUGGCCACCAGUCGACGCAACACCCCGCGGCUACCCCUUGUCGCAGCACAGCAAUCGCCAGUUGAAGCAGAGCCACAAAACAAACAUAAAUGGCUGUCGGUGUUUGUGCUUGCCUUAUUGUUUUUCUUAAUCGCUCUAAAUUUCAUCCUACUACUUAAGCUUUGGGCACUGGAAGAGCGCAUUGACGACGAUAUAAGCAAUAGCGCGCGCUUACCGAAUUUGGCUGCUUUGAGGGAAUUGCCGAAUUCGAACGAAGAGUGGGUGGAGUUGUUGCGCCAGCAGGAGAUUUUGCAUGAGGCGGAGUUAAAGAAGUGGCACAAAGUGCUGCAAACUGCCAUCGAAUUGCUGAAAAAGGUGAGCGCCGCGUGCGAAUUUAUUUACAAGAAUGAUAAACUAACACAACAGAUCGAAAAAAUCCAUGAGGAGCUCUAGUGUUAAGCUCACAAUCAACRGAAAUGGCCGUUGCAUGCACAUGACCAUUGAGCAAGUUUCACGUCAAUACAGCAAUUUUCAUAACAGUUAUCUAUAAAACAAGUGCAUAUGCAUAUGUAACCUCAUGCYCCCGUAAUUUAUUGUUAGCUUUCACGAGUUAUGAAUUAAGGCUCAUUAUAACCUAAAAAUUAAAAUGUAGCAAAUAUACUAAUGAGUAUCUUAUAAAGCACUGAUAUAUGUAUGUGUAUAUGCGUUAAUUGCUUCGUUCAUAACAUAACCUAUGUUCACAAUCCACUCUGAGUUCUUCAACGCAAGAACUUCCCAGGUUAGUUAAAAUCACAAAUGACAACAAAUUUAUUCAUGAUCCAUUGGACAUUUGAAAAAUCGUAUUCAAUUAGAGAAAUCUAUGGUAACAACUCGCGCUGAGCAUGCUUCUCUCUUGCCAUUUAAACAGACUAUAUCUGUAACUAAUUCUUAUAAUCUACACCGUACUUGUUCUGUUACUUUUAAUAACAAUUUUAUGCUGUUUCUCUUAAUUUAUUUGGACCCAUUGACUUACCAAAAAAUCAUCGGCUUUUACGUAUCAUUUCAGACUGAACGAACAUUGGCCGCUCUCAUAUUUCGAUAGACUACUUGCUCUGUGAUUGAUUGCACAGAGAGACAGAAAAUGCAAUAGUUAGCGCUAACAAGUAAAUCAAGAGAGAAAGAGCUUAAAUCAAACCGAACUCAUUCAGAAUAAAGUCUCCCAAUUGCCUGGCUUCAAUUCGCUUAUUGGCAUAAAUUUGAGCGGCCUAAAAUCGGAUUUAGAGAAGCGCGAAGCUUUCGAAGCAAUGYCACAAGCAGUUCUUUUCUAGCUGAGCACAGACAAGUGCCACUAGAUUUCCGUUAGUUUUUAUAUAUUUCAAAAAUUUUGUUGCAUAUUUCCAACGGUUUGUUUUUAUUUUUGCUGUUUGCUAAGCUAAAUUUGUCUAUUUAGUUUUACUUAAAAAUACUUAGCUUAAACCUAAUUAUGAAGAUAAAGUGCGAUUUGUUGCUUAGACUUUAGUUUAGUUAGAAUUAGCAAUUUACAAAUUGAAUAUAUUAUAAAGAUUUAGUAUGUACAUAUAUAUAUAUAUCCAAAAGGUACCGUUGUAUUUGUAUUAUUGUAGUAUACUGUAAGCCUAAGGUAUUAUUGAGGUUAUUUGCCAAGCAUCGUCAGCCGACUUAUUGUUAACCAAAAUUGUAGUCGUUUCAGCAGCGUCUAACGGGUUAUAAAACGCAUGGUUUUAUUGUUGUUGUAAUAGCAAUUUGUUUAAAUUGAUUUGAGCGUCGUUUCCGUUUUCGAAGCUUUUCAAUACAAGCAAGCAAUAAUAAAGCCAGGCACUCAAGCACACACCUGAAAAUUUCCAUCGCGCGCAGAAAGCAACAAAGCAAUAAAGCAAUAAAUGGGAAACCACAUACAUACCUAUAAAUGUGCGUGUGCUUGAACGAAAUCUUAUUGAGCCCGAYUAUUUUGCUGGAUUAUCAUAAGUGUUAGUACGUACGUAUAUAUUUGUAAUAUUUUAGUAUAUAUAUUUUAUAUAUAUUAUAUAUUUAUUUUUGUAACGGAUAUUUUGAAGCUCCAUUUAAUAAUGAUAUGAUUAAUAAUUGCGUAYGAAAAAGACAAAAACAUUUGGGAGGCUAGCUGGAAAAUACAUAUUCAUAGCGGUGUUAAAUAAACUGCAUAACUGUUAAUGAGUGAGGGAAACCUCGAAUAAAUAGUAUUGUUGCAAACAGAAAGUAUCUCAUAAAUGUGAAAAAACGCAAGUGCAUAUACAUAUGUAAGUUAUAACCCAGGCCUACAAAGACUUGGGGGGGCCAACGGUUCAAAUGCGUGUCAUUUUUAAAAUUGUACUACGUUAG